Molecule: messenger RNA, 1977 nt
Organism: Eutrema salsugineum
Lineage: Eukaryota; Viridiplantae; Streptophyta; Magnoliopsida; Brassicales; Brassicaceae
Exons: 3
Coding region: 1-912 (303 amino acids)
Source: RefSeq, a predicted model, not a curated record
AUGGUUCCAAAGGCCGCGACCGCAAAGAGCCGUCUUUGUGGUUCUAGACCACAAGAGAUAGUUUACUCCCUUGAGAAUGCAAAGAGUGGCGAAUCUAAAGAAGGAGGAAAGAAGCCGGCUGUGACUGAUUCUGAUGAGUGGUAUCAGGAAGACCAGGCGGUUCUAGCUAUUCUCCAUGGUGCUUUGGAUAUCCCUGUGUUGGAAUCUUACUCCUAUUGUGAGAGUGCAAAGGAGCUGUGGGAUACCUUGAAGAAUGUGUUUGGAAACACAUGUAAUCUCACCAGAGUUUUUGAGGUUAAGAAGGCAAUAAACAGCCUCCACCAAGGAGAUCUGGACUUUAACACCUUCUUUGGUAGAUUCAGAUCUCUUUGGGCAGAGCUUGAGAUGCUGAGGCCAGCCACUGUUGAUGCUGAGACUCUGAAUGAAAGAAGAGAGCAAGAUAAGGUCUUUGCUCUUCUCAUGGUCUUGAACCCAACUUACAAUGAUCUGGUGAAGCACAUGCUCAGAUCCAAGACUCUACCAAGCCUGGAGGAAGUUUGCUCUCAGAUCCAGAAGGAACAAGGCUCUUUGGGUCUCUUUGGUAACAAAGGAAGUGACUUGGUGAUGGCUAACAAGAGUGAAGCUGUAGCGGCCAACAAGGGUUCUUAUGGUGGUGAGGAGUGUGAAGUGUGGGUAUGUGAGCACUGUAAAAAGAAGGGUCACUUGAAGAACAAGUGCUGGAUUUUGUACCCACAUCUCAAGCAAAGCCGCAAGGACCAGAGGAAGCCUAGGGCGAAUGAAGCUCAUGCUCAUGAGGAGGCUGGCCUCUCAGACCGUGAAAAGGAAGGUGUUGCUAUGAGGGCCUCAGCUGAAUAUGUGAAGAAAUCAGAUCUGGAUGCUCUCAUUAAGGCUCUUAAAGAGUCUGGAUAUUGAGUCAAGUAAGCUUCUCGGACAAGGAAUAACAAAGGAUGGUCUUUAUGUUCUUGAAAAUACUGAGCCAUCCUCUUUAUCUAAUGCUUUUGUCUUUAGUUCUGCUGUUGAGAAUAAUGCUUUGUGGCAUGCUAGAUUGGGUCAUCCCCAUCAUAGAUCUUUGAACUUGAUGUUGCCUAAUGUUAAAUUUGAAAACAAUGCUUGUGAGGCUUGUAUUUUAGGCAAACAUUGUAGAACUGUCUUUCCUAAAUCAUCUACUAUAUAUGAGAACUGUUUUGAUUUAGUUCAUUCUGAUGUAUGGACUUCUCCUUGCAUGUCUAGAGAAAAUCAUAAAUAUUUUGUUACCUUUAUUGAUGAGAAGUCUAAAUACACUUGGAUAACUUUGUUGCCAUCUAAAGAUAGGGUGCUAGAGGCUUUUAUGAACUUUCAAAAGUAUGUAACUAACCAUUAUAAUGCUAAGAUCAAAGUGUUUAGAUCAGAUAAUGGUGGAGAAUACACAAGCCAAGCCUUUAGACAACACCUUAUUCAGCAUGGUAUAGUGCACCAAACGAGCUGCCCUUACACUCCUCAGCAAAAUGGAGUUGCUGAGAGGAAGAACAGGCAUCUUAUGGAGGUGGCCAGGUCCCUAAUGUUUCAUAUGAACGUGCCCAAGAGAUUUUGGGGAGAUGCUGUAGUCACGGCCUGUUAUCUGAUCAAUAGGCUUCCCACAAGAAUCCUCCAAGAUUCUUCCCCAUUUGAGGUAUUAAACCAAUCCAAACCAUCAAUCGAUUAUCUAAAAGUAUUUGGUUGUGUUUGUUUUGUCUUAGUACCAGGGGAACAAAGGAACAAACUAGAAGCAAGAAGUACAAAAGGGAUGUUCAUUGGCUAUUCUAUCAAUCAGAAGGGCUACAAAUGUUACAUUCCUGAGACAAGGAGGGUGUUAGUAUCAAGGGAUGUGAAGUUCAUUGAGAAUCAAGGGUUCUAUGAGGAAAGAAACUGGGAAAGCUUGAAGGAUCUUCCUCAUUCUAAUUCAGACCGUGCUGCUACUCUCAGAACUUUGCUGGAGAGUUUGAGACAGGGAACCCCAUU